Messenger RNA from Chlorocebus sabaeus (green monkey), 2122 nucleotides. RefSeq names its product migration and invasion inhibitory protein (gene MIIP). The record is from RefSeq and is a predicted model, not a curated record. NCBI's taxonomy places the organism in Eukaryota, Metazoa, Chordata, Mammalia, Primates, Cercopithecidae. Gene Ontology annotation, biological process: negative regulation of G2/M transition of mitotic cell cycle; negative regulation of cell migration.
CCGUCUCCAAAAGAAAAAAAAAAGAGUAUGAAACGAUGAGUACAAUGCAAUGAGUCGCCCGCCGCCUGCCACACCUACCCCGCAGCUCCAGACUGCCGCCUGCGCCGAGCCUAGGCCACCGAGCCUGACGGAAACUGCCGCUCCUGAACGCGUAUCCCAGUCCCGCAGCUGACCAAUCGGAGCCCGCCCUUCCGGGGCCCGCCCCCUUCCAGGAAUCGACCUCCGGACCGGCCUCGAAAAUUGACCAACCGGUUGUGUAGUUCCGCUCUUGGUCCCGCCCCCAUGUUGAAACUGCCGCUUCGGAUCGCGGAGUAACGCUUGCCAGGCGUCCCGGCCCUGCCCCUCAGCUGACCAAUCAGGACGGCGGGCGGAGGCCCAGCCCCUAGCCGGCGACCCGGGGCGGUUCAGGCGGCUGCUGCGGCGCGGAUCGGAGGAUUCUGCCGGGUAGAAGAGCUGGGGCUGGAACCGAGCCCUGAGGACAUCCUGUGGCCCAGGGGCAAGUGACACCUGCUGCAGGAGGCCCAGGAUGGUGGAGGCUGAGGACCUGGCGCAGCUGCGGCUGCUCAACCUGGAGCUCCUGAGGCAGCUGUGGGUGGGGCAGGAUGCUGUGCGGCGGUCAGUGACCAGGGCAGCCUUAGAGUCAAGCCUGGAAUCCAGCAGCUACAAUUCAGAGACUCCAUUGACCCUAGAGACGUCCUCAACUUCCUUGAGCACCUCCUGCCCACGGGGCCGGUGUCCUGUGUGGAGCUCACCAGAUGCCUGCCGAGGGGACCCCCGUGAUGUGGCCAGAUCGGGGGUGGCCUCUCUCCCACCUGCCAAAUGCCAGCACCAGGAGUCCCUGGGCCGACCGAGACCCCACUCAGCACCCUCCCUGGGCACCUCAAGCCUGAGGGACCCAGAGCCCUCAGUGGGGCUAGGUGAUCCAGGACCCCAGGAGGCACAGGCCCCGAGGUCCAUCCUGGCUCAACAGAGCAAGCAGUCCAAGCCCAGGGUGACCUUCUCUGAGGAGUCUGCAGUUCCUGAGAGGAGCUGGCGCCUCAGGCCAUACCUGGGCUAUGACUGGAUUGCAGGGUCUCUGGACAGCAGCUCUUCAGUCGCCAGCCAGCCUGAGGCCUUCUUCUCGAAGCUGCAGGAGUUUCGGGAAACCAACAAGGAGGAGUGUAUCUGUAGCCAUCCUGAACCCCAGGUCCUAGGUCUGCAUGACAGCAGUGGCAGCGGCGUGGAGAAAGACCAUGAAUGCGUGUACUGUUACCGUGUCAACCGGCGCCUGUUCCCCGUGCCUGUGGAUCCUGGCACCCCCUGCCGCCUGUGUAGGACACCACGAGACCAGCAGGGCCCUGGGACCCUGGCACAGCCAGCGCAGGUCAGGGUGAGCAUCCCGCUGUCGAUCCUGGAACCUCCGCACCGGUACCGCAUCCACCGGCGGAAGAGCUUUGACGCCUCCGACACACUGGCCCUGCCCCGGGUGAGCAGCACUGCCUGCUGGGCUGGGACAUUUUCCCUCCGAAGUCUGAGAAAAGCUCAGCCCCUAAGAACCUGGACCUCUGGUCCUCUGUCUCCACUGAGGUCCAGCACCAGAAGCUGUCAGGCACCAGCCCUUUUCGCCUGGUGCCACCCCCUACCCCGAUCUGGUCAGUGCCCCAGGUCCCUCGGCCCCACGUCCCACGGCAGAAGCCUCGAGGACCGACUCCUGGAGGACAGCAUUCCCGCCGCCUCCAGCCUCUCACCUCCAGCAGGCGCACCCAGGAGAUGGAAGCCCCUGCCCGCCCCGCUCAGGCCCGGCUGUCCUAGGUUGGGCAGGUGGGCGGGCCCAGGCUUGUCUGCUGCCUGGGUUCCAGAGAGGAAGGACCCUGGGGUGGAGGGUGAGGGAUUCUGUGGAAAUUUUAAAAUAAAGCUCAGUGCUCUGCAGCUCAAGUCCCACGUGUGCUGGUUCCAUCCUGCUCAUGCACUUGGGGCCCAGAAGGCACUCUGGCCUCUCAACCUGCCGUCCUGGCACCUGCAGAAGGAAGACAUUGUGACCACCGGGACUGGGCAGUGUGUGUGCGUCACCAUGAGGAUGGCUCCUUCCGCACAUCCCCAGCUCUGGGUAGUGGCCUCCACCAGAUAGGGGAGGGGGGUCCCC